AUGGAUCUCUUUGAUGACAAUAAUCCUUAUUACAGGUAGGCUAUGUCUAUGCCUCCUUUCGAACCGGUGUUCAGUCGCCUUAGUUCAUAUAACUAAUCAUAGAACAGAAUUAUCAACUGGGGAAAUUUGUAACCCAUCUCAUGCAUCCUUAAGAGGAAUGAAUAAGAUUACAUUACAACUGGGCGUGAUAAAUUUAAUGAUAGCAUGCUUGCAGUCUAUAAUACACAGGAUUCUCAAAGAGAAUUCGAUUCGUUAGGCGAUGUCAAAAAAUUUAAGGCAACUAAAAUUUCAGACAGAAGUAAUAGAUAACUCAAAUACCCCAAAGAGUUUGACAAAGUAUUUGAAGAAUUAGAUAAAGAAUAUUAAUUAGAAUUUCAUUUAUAACGAGGAAUCAAUCCUUUUUUGCACUAGCCUAAUUAUGUUCAACCAAUUACAGUCUUUGGAUAGUUCAAAAAUUUAAAGAAUCUCAAGAGCAUUUCGAGUAUUAUUGAAAAGUGUUAUCUUCCAAAUAUGAUUCGUGUUUGUUAUAAACUAAUUAAUGAUGACUCCAAUUAUGAUUUUAAGGGUAGGUUUAAUAAUGUUAAGGUAAUCUAGAAUUUGGGUGAAGAGGAGACAGUAUAGAUUCUUUAUAUGAAAGUGAAUGAAAAAUAGAAUGCUGGCGAAUAAUUUUGGUACUUUGUUACCAUGAUGUACAAAAGACUUGAGGAUGGAGGUUGUUUUGUUUUUGAAAUGAAAAAUUUAGCAGAUUCUGCCUUCACAUAAUUUUUAUAUUUAUUCCAGAAAUUGUUUUUGAUUAUAUCACUGGAUCACAGUGACAUUCUGACUUUGAGCCCGAAAAUCAGCUGUUAUGGCUUUUAGAGAUAAAGUUCUAUUUAAAUCUUAGAUAAAGUGAUCAUGAAUUUAGAGGAGAUUAAAAACAAUAAUUACAACAUUUUUAGAAUUAGACAAUUGACUCAAGACCAUAAAUUUGAACAUGAUAUAGUUUCCUUUUACAAAUAAUACUUGUAGAAAAUUUCUUAACAAAUAAAAUUAAUUUAGUAAUUUGAAAAAGGAGGAGAAAUUAGCUAUCAGGAAUUUAUUUAAGAGUGUGAAAAAUUGAAGGAAAAGAAGAAGAAAAAUCAUUAAUCAUUUGAUUAAAGCAAUACUUAUACUCGCCAAGAACCUAGAAAUGAAAAUAAUUAUAGGGCUACAUAGACUAAAGUAAUCAACAAAAAGAUUGAUGUUGAUCCUUCAAUACUUGAGUUGGAUUUCGAAAAAGGCUAUAGACCAUAGUGGAAACAAAAUCAAACAAAAUAAAUUCAGCCCAAACAAAAUGAGAAGGAAGAAAAGGGCAAAAAGUAAUUGGAAAAGUUGUUGAGCUAAGGGUCACAGAAGAAACAAACAACUAAGGAAAUUUAAUAGAAAACAUAUGAAGAAUAGCUAGGACUGAAUGCAAAAAAGAGAACUUACAACACUACCGCAGAGGACAGAAAAAGACGCCAUUGA
This is a messenger RNA of Paramecium tetraurelia, 1485 nucleotides long. RefSeq lists its product as uncharacterized. The transcript has a single exon. The record is from RefSeq and is a predicted model, not a curated record. Lineage: Eukaryota; Ciliophora; Oligohymenophorea; Peniculida; Parameciidae.